Lithohypha guttulata is the source of this 846-nucleotide messenger RNA. RefSeq lists its product as uncharacterized. Gene Ontology annotation, cellular component: membrane. Gene Ontology annotation, molecular function: transmembrane transporter activity. The transcript is spliced from 2 exons. The record is from RefSeq and is a predicted model, not a curated record. Bases 1 to 846 code for a protein of 281 amino acids. Lineage: Eukaryota; Fungi; Ascomycota; Eurotiomycetes; Chaetothyriales; Trichomeriaceae. Gene Ontology annotation, biological process: transmembrane transport.
AUGGCCAGUUUUGCAGGGGCAUUCAGCGGCCUGCUUGCAUUUGCGUUGGCCAAGUUGGAUGGCGCAGGAGGGCUUGAAGGAUGGCGUUGGAUAUUCAUUAUCGAGGGUGCCGUCACAGUUGCUGUCGCUCUCGCAGUCCCAUGGGUUCUGCCAGACUCGCCACAGCUUUGCAGCUUUCUCACGCCCGAAGAGAAAGCCUUUGUGGACCGCCGUCUGGCUCACGAUGCAGGCACACAACAAGGCCGAGUUGCAACUCAUGAAGGCUACCAGUUCUCCUCGAUCAAGUCCGCCCUGCUAGAUUGGAGAAUUUGGUUCUGCUGCAUCAUCUACAACGGUGGCAGCAUUCCGGUCUAUGGCUUCACAUACACUGUUCCGUCGGUCAUUGUCGAGCUCGGCUAUACUGGUGAACAAGCCCAACUACUCACUAUUCCACUGUAUAUUGGGGGAGUGAUCUCAACCAUCGGCUUCUCUCUUUACUCGGAUAAGAAGAGGAUACGCUGGCACAGCAUCGUGAUCCCAUUUUCGAUCGCGCUCAUCGGCUUCGUUGCACUCAUCUCCAUCCCUCACCCCAGACUUCCAGGUUUAACCUAUGCAGCGCUAUUCCUGGUGCCAAUCGGAGUGUAUCCUCCUAUUGUUGCCCUCAUCUCGUGGAUUGGCAACAAUCUCUCCCCUACUUGGAAACGAGCCACAGUUGCAAUUUGCGGAACCUUGAUCCUCAGGUGGGCAUUCCUGCGAGAGAACAAGCGCAGAGACCAGAUCCCACUAGAGGAAGUGCGGGCGAGAUAUACCGAGCAAGAGCUUUUGGAUCUGGGGGAUAGAAGCCCAUUGUACAGAUAUGUGCUAUAA